UUCUUCUUCGAGUGGAGUGUGUUCUCCUAUUUUGUUGGUUAAAAUUCUUUAUUAAAUAAAAACCAAAAUGUUUAAAUUAUUUAAACUCCAAACUGUACGACAAAUGCGUACAUUUUCAACUGCACGUAUGGUUGAUAUUCGUGAUAGUUUGGACAGUUGGAAGUCUAAACUAAAUGAAGCUGGCGUCGGCGACAUCGAUUUUAACCUCAAGUGCAUUGUUGCACAUGUAAUCAAAAAGAAUUUCAGCACUGUCAACAAAUACGAAGACGUACAGAUGUCCGAGGACGAGUACAAAGAAUUCGAACGCCUAGUCGAAUGUCGAAUUGCUCGUAUGCCUUUGCAAUACAUUCUCGGCGAAUGGGAUUUCAUGGAUAUGACAUUAAAAAUGCAACCAACAGUCUUCAUACCUCGCCCAGAAACUGAAGAAUUUGUUCGAUUGCUCUUGGAGAAGUUCGACAAAGAAAAACCAUUCACUUUGCUCGAAGUUGGUUGUGGAUGUGGUGCAAUUUCACUGGCAAUUCUUCAUCGAAUGAAAAAUGCCACAUCUGUUGCCUUGGAACGUAGUGCAAUUGCAACUAAAUUGGCAAUUGAAAAUGCCAAAUUACAAAAUCUUGACGAUAGAUUUACCGCAUAUCUUCACACUACGACCAAGGAAGCUCUAGUACCUGAAGAAUUGAAAAAUUCUAAAUUUGAUUUUGUUAUUUCAAAUCCACCAUAUGUAAAGAAUAGUGAGUUUCCAUUACUUCAACCAGAAGUUAAAGUGUAUGAAAACUCAAAUGCAUUAAUUGGAGGACAAGAUGGAUUGCAUGUGGCUAGAAGUGUUUGUGAUGUUGCAAGCAAUCACUUGGUUACUGGCGGAAAGUUAUGGAUGGAAUUGGGCAGCUCCCAUCCACCUCUGGUUCAAACAAUUAUCAAUACCCAAUAUGAGGGUAGACUUCAGUAUUUAAAUGGAUACAAAGAUCAAUAUAAACAAGAGAGAUUCGUUGAAAUAGCAAAAGUCUAUGAUUUCUCAAGAACUCUUGAAGAAGAUCAGCUACAAUUUACAUAUACAAGCUUUUAAGCUUCAAUUUCAAUUGGCAAUUUUAAUUUAAACUUCGUUUCAUUUUGUGUUUUAUGUGUUUUGUAAUUUUAUUCACAACCUCACAAACAUCACAAAACUUUUAUGUUCCUUCAUCAUCAUUUAUUAUUGUUUAAAACAAUAAUUUUUAUUCAUUCCACAAGUUGUUUUAAUAAUCUCAACUUACACCAUUUGCAGUAUAAAUCAACUAAAAUUCCAUUACAACCUGCCUCAUUUAAGGUUUUGGACUGGUGAUUGUUUUUUUUUUGUUU
Molecule: messenger RNA, 1329 nt
Organism: Episyrphus balteatus (marmalade hoverfly)
Lineage: Eukaryota; Metazoa; Arthropoda; Insecta; Diptera; Syrphidae
Gene: HemK1
Product: MTRF1L release factor glutamine methyltransferase
Exons: 5
Coding region: 68-1060 (330 amino acids)
Biological process (GO): protein methylation
Cellular component (GO): mitochondrion
Molecular function (GO): nucleic acid binding; protein methyltransferase activity
Source: RefSeq, a predicted model, not a curated record